Ostrea edulis (European flat oyster) is the source of this 4632-nucleotide messenger RNA. RefSeq names its product fibroblast growth factor receptor 4-like. Gene Ontology annotation, cellular component: signaling receptor complex. The record is from RefSeq and is a predicted model, not a curated record. NCBI's taxonomy places the organism in Eukaryota, Metazoa, Mollusca, Bivalvia, Ostreida, Ostreidae. The transcript is spliced from 20 exons. Gene Ontology annotation, molecular function: transmembrane receptor protein tyrosine kinase activity; calcium ion binding; ATP binding. Gene Ontology annotation, biological process: multicellular organism development; cell surface receptor protein tyrosine kinase signaling pathway; positive regulation of kinase activity. Bases 1005 to 3893 code for a protein of 962 amino acids.
CGGCACGCACAAUACAAAACGAUGAUGAACAAUUCAUUUCAUACAACAAUGAAAAGGACAACAGUGCAUUGCACUGGUCACAGGUGAAUCGCGAUGAAGUUUACGAUGUUUAGAUAACACUGUAAUCUGGAGACCAGUAUACGAUCUGACCAUUGCUGUAAAUGUGUACGCGCUGUGACAAAGUCGUUAGAAACCCUGUCAGGCGCUGACCCCGGGGGGCCGCACAUGUCCUAUCGCCUAAUUAAUUCCUGAAGGCAUGUGUUUGUGGUUGUCAGACGCUCACAUGGAGGACACAAGUAUUCUCUUUUAAACAAGGAUAUUAUAAGAACCUUCUGUCAAAAUGGUAAGGUGGUGACCAACACAAUAUCUUGUUCGUGCUUUCAUACUUCAUAAUGUGAGGGUGUAUGACCCCCUAUGGGAGUUUAUUUUAUAUGAAGUACCCCAAUUAGAAUUCGCUGGAAAAAAAGUUUACAUACUGUAUAUUUAAAACCCAUUGUGGCAUUGGAGCUUAUCUUACUUACAAUUAUAGUUUUGGGUCGAGAAGUUUUCUAAAACGUUUUGUUCAUUCACCGGAACUAAAAUCGAUCGAACUACGGCGCAUUGUUAAAGCAUUUGAAGACGACCAAUAUGUUUUCUCAACAAGUUAAGGAGUUACAAAAGGAAUGGAAUUAACAAUUUUUAAGUGGCAAAAACUUCAAAACAGGUUACGGAGUUGUGGGAGACAAGAGUGAAUUAUUGAGGAGGGUAACCUAUGCAUCACAUGCCACAUCGCAGACGCAGCCGAGACUAUGUUAGUGUGUUCGUGUGUUAGAGCUUGGACGUAUUUCCGAAUUUGUGGGAGAUAGAGGGACCUGCAAUUUCACAUUUUGAUCUCACGUUACUUAUCUAUGUGGGUUUGUUCAGGUGCUAAUAAUAUGGCGACCAGGAUGACAUAUUAUGUGAAUAUUCUGUUACUCUUUGUGUUUUCGGAUUCAUAAUCGUGGUUAAAUCAUCUGUUACUCGAAAUGGAAAUUACUCAGUGCAUUAAUGUACUUUACCUGGCAGUCGUGUUGAUUACCUGUGAUGUCAUCGGGAAACAUAGGGGUCAGAGUCCACGCCCUCCAUCCCCUGAUACUCCAACGUUAUUGUCCUUUUCCGUGGAACCCGAAUUCAACCACAGUCACAAGCUUAUCGUUUCUGUGGACACCAAAACAGACCUCAGGAUAGGAUGCAGGGCCAAAAACACACAGGAACCUAUCCAGGUAUUCUGGGAGAAAAGAGGCGCCAAGGGGGUACAACAAAUAACGAGUAUGAUUACACCCUACCCAGAGGACAGCGACAAGUACGAGGUAUCCACGGGCUCCUCGGUCACUGAUGACGUCACCGAUUUAUUCUACCUCACCGUCAAUGACAUUGAUUAUUCGGACAUGGGGGCGUAUGUUUGCCAGACUUACUACCGAUACAGGAGGAUAGGAUCAGAGGUCCUCGUGUACGUCAGAGGUCCACCAAAGGUGGGUCUGUUCGAGACGAUGAUUUCUGGGAUGCUGAACUGGGAAAUACAACUGGUGUGUCCAUUCCACUCUCAGGACGACAUAGAUAGCUCCAGUACUCUGUGGUAUAAAGAAGACCAGCCGCUUGUUAACCAGACGGACGACAGGUAUAAAACAUAUAUGAAGCGAUAUGAUGAGAUUGGCGGCGAGUUUAGUCUCACCAUCUCCAGACUCGAAGACAAUGACGUAGGCAAUUACACCUGUGUCGUCACUAAUGAAUAUGGUUCUGACAAAGGAGUCAUAGAAGUCAAAGUUGGUGGAGAUAAAACGAGUGCAGAUACAACAGACAAGAGGGUGCACUUCAUCUACCCUACCCUCUCUCAAUUCAGCGUAGAGGCCAACCAACCCCUGAAACUAUGCUGCAAAGCGGAGGGAUUCAACAAAGUUCCCACGAUGAUGUGGUUGAUCCGCAGCAUCACCGGAAGUGAAGCACUGCUGAAAGCGCAGGACGAAUACAUGAAUGGAGACGUCCGCCUGAGAACCUACUUUAUUUUCAACGCGACAGGAAUCUACUUCACCCUCAUGGCAGACAGCCUCACAAUCAACUUCACAGGAUCCUACAUGUGUGGCCUUGACCUGAAUGGCAAACUUUACCAUGACCACGUGAACAUCACAGUCCAAGGUCGUCCCUCCGUAAUCGCUGACACGACAAUGAUGAAUGGAACUCUGGGAGAAAAUAAAAACUUGACCUGUAGAGUGUGGAGCAGCCCCGCCCCCACAUUACUCACGUGGUACUUUGAUGACGAAAUACUACCUUCAUCUUCCAGAUUACAUAAAUACAUGAUACAACACAACGAGUUCCAGCUGGACAUGGUGCUAAAUAUAAAAUCUGUGCAAAUGUCCGACUUUGGAGUGUACACGUGUAAAGUGUAUAAUUCUUAUGGUCAAGGAAUCGCCGUACAAAUGAUUCAAGAUAUAGACGAGUGUAGUUAUGACUCCCAGAUCUGCGGGUCAGCAGAGUGCUCCAACACCAUGGGGGGCUACGAGUGUGACUGCAGCUCGGGUUACUCAUUCCAGAACGGCACCUGUCAAGAUAUUGACGAGUGUUCUCUGGAAAACAAGAAGGUGUGCGACCACAUCUGUACAAACACCGAUGGGGGCUUCCAAUGUAGCUGUAGGACCGGCUAUAGCCUGGACAAUACAAACAGCUUUAUGUGUCUGUCUUCGACCGGGAACACCGGGUCUAUGGAGGAGGAUUCAGAAGACUCGGACCUGUACACGAUCAUCGGGGCCGCCUCGGGAGUCCUUUUGAUCCUCAUCCUCUCCAUAUUGGCGCUCGGCUGGUUCCGGAAAAGGAAGUUCGAGUCUUCGGACAAUUCUUCCAUGAAACAGAUAUUUCAGGACAAUGUAGCUUAUCAGUCCAGUGGAGAAAGUACUGUUAAACUGAAAUCCUACCUCGAAGAUCUCCAAAAAUGCGUCCUCCCUAGUGACGAGUUUCCCAGACAACGCCUGCAGCUUGGCAUUGACUUAGGUCAAGGCCGUUUUGGGAAGGUCAUGAUGGCUCGUGCUUUAAAUAUCAAUGGAAAUGCAGAUUGGGAAAUGGUUGCAGUGAAAACUACACGUGAUUGUGCAAUGGAUGUGGAAAAAGAAGAUUUGUAUCAGGAAUUGGAUAUCAUGAGAAAAAUCUCACAUCAUCCCAACAUUGUAGACUAUUUAGGCUGCUGCACUCAGCAAGACCCCAUGUACAUCAUUAUGGAGUAUGUCCCUGGCGGUAACAUGCAGCAAUAUUUAAGGAAGUUCAGACCUUCCCAUCAAACCAUCAACAAUGAAGAAUUGAUACCUCCAACCGCCAAAGAUCUCAACAGCUAUGCUCUACAAAUUUCCAAGGGAAUGGAGCAUUUGUCAUCACUAAAUAUUAUCCAUCGUGAUCUUGCCGCCCGGAACAUUUUGAUAGACCGUAAGGGAGUGUGUAAGAUCUGCGACUUUGGUCUCGCACGGAAUGUGGAGGGGGAUGAGGUGUACGAGAGAUCGUCCAAGGGUCCUCAGCCGAUCCGUUGGAUGGCGCCAGAAUCUCUGUCCGAUCAGUGCUUUACCAGGAAGAGUGACGUCUGGUCUUAUGGAGUUCUCCUGUGGGAAAUUGUCACACUCGGUGCCACUCCAUAUCCGGGUAUGGCUGCCAGAGAGGUCGUUUCCACGGUGAUGAUGGGGAAGUGGUUGUCUCGUCCUCUCCACUGCAAACAAGAGUUAUACGCACUGAUGGUACAAUGCUGGGAUACUGUGCCACAUAAUCGCCCGUCUUUCAAAGAUAUAAGCUAUGAAAUGGAGAAGCUUCUAGAAAAAGAAGCAGACUAUAUUGAAUUCAAGGCCUAUGAAGAAUCCAUUUUCAGUGUUCUUGACCCUGACCUUGUCGAUGAGCGCGUGUAGUUAGUACACAAUAUUACAAAAUGAUAGGAACACAUAAAUAUAGAAAAAAAAAUCCAGUGAUGAAGGACGGACAUAACGAGAAAAUGUGUGAGGAACAAAAUGUGAAUGGAUUAUUUACAGCGGACGUUCGUUUACACAGCGCGGUAAGAGGUGUUCUAUGACGUCACUGUGCACGAAUACAAAGUGUUCGUGUUUGGAUACUCUCCGUGUUGUUCCUUUGAGUUUGAGGAGCGGUAAACAGUGCAUGACUGACGCUGAACAGGAAAUACUCACCGUGUUUACAUGAUGAUAACCUCAAAGGUCAACCGACACAACAACUACAAAACCAUUCUUUACGUAAUACAACGAAUGUGAUGAUUUUAAGUGUUGUGUUGGCGUUACAAAUUUUAAUGUCUUUGAGUCCCAUUUUUAUACACAUCAGUGCAAAGGAUGACGUAUGUUGUGAAAGUGCUUUUUUUUUCAGAGUGUUCAAGAUAGUGUGCGAGUUAUAACUAUCAUUGUGAGUGAUAUAUCCGAUGUUCCACAAACUCAGUACAAACACAUCAACUAGACCUGUGAUACUCUUUAGUCUGUGUCAUUUUUCAUACUUCUUGCAUAUACCAUGUGUUGUACAUUUUUGUUAGUUUUUGUUAGAUGGGAUGCUUUACGAUAUUUUAUAGAAACUAGAGUAUAUACAUUGUAGAUACUUGUGGCAUGUUCAUCUCAGAUGGAAUUCAUCUUUAAAAUAAGUUAGAAAAUA